Messenger RNA from Triticum aestivum (bread wheat), 1245 nucleotides. RefSeq lists its product as uncharacterized. Gene Ontology annotation, molecular function: DNA-binding transcription factor activity. The record is from RefSeq and is a predicted model, not a curated record. NCBI's taxonomy places the organism in Eukaryota, Viridiplantae, Streptophyta, Magnoliopsida, Poales, Poaceae.
CGCCGCCGCCGCCACAUGGACAUGGACUCGCCCCCUGUGUCUGUGCCCAUGCCGCCGUCCAAGCCGGCCGACCUCUCGCUCACGCUGGCGCCGGCGGCGCAGUCCGUCGCCGAGGCUGACGGCGGGGCCGGGGCGGGCGGCGACGGCGCGUGCGUCGACGGCAAGGACGUGCGCCUCUUCCCCUGCCUCUUCUGCAACAAGAAGUUCCUCAAGUCGCAGGCGCUCGGCGGCCACCAGAACGCGCACAAGAAGGAGCGCAGCAUCGGCUGGAACCCCUACUUCUACAUGCCGCCCACCUCCUCCGCGCACCUCCACGCCAAUGCCGCGCCGCCCAACUCCUCCGGCGCCACCGCCUCGGGGCCCUACGCCGGCUCUGUCGCGGGUUCUACCGCGACCGCGCCGCCCGGCGUCGCCGCGGGCCUCCCGGCGCACGCCUACGCGAGCCGUGCCUACGCGGCCUUGCCCACCACCUUCCCAAUCGCCUCCCACAGCUCCAUCAUGGUCGGCUCCGACCGGCUCCAGUACUACGCGCCGCCGCAGGGAGCGUCGGCGUCCUCGGCGGCGACCGGCGAGCUGUACAGCGGCGGCAUGCAGCAGGUGUCCCGCUUCGCCGCCGCGCACCAGCAGCAGCUCCUGGCCGUCAGCAGCAGCAGCAGCAGCAGCGAGCGCGCGAUGAUGGCCGCGGCCGAGCAGCCCGGCGCCGGGCGCGACGAGCUGAUCGACAUGCUCAACUGGAGGCGGGGCUGCCACGGGCCGACCGCCUCAGCGGCCGCCACCACCCCGUCGCCCGCCAGCACCACCACCACGCUCACCUCCGGAGGCGGCAGCAUCUACAACAACAACGGCGAGGAGGCCGAGGAGGAGCUGGACCUCAACUUGAGCCUGUAGCAGCAUGCAGCGGUGAGCUCGCCGGCCGGCCGGCGCCGCCUCCAAGACCAAGACAAGGUUAAUCCAUGGCCACGUAGUACCUCUACCCUUCUACAACUCCUGUUCGCCCGGCUAUUCAUGUCCCCUACCGCCCUUCACCACGACGUACGUAGUACCGCCCGCCCGCCCGCCCGCCCGCCAAGAUUAGUUGUUUUUAAUUAAUUAGAGAAGAAGAAGAAGAAGAUGUUAAUUAAUUAAUUAGUUCCUCGAUCGACCCUCCUUCAGUCAGUCUCCUGUAUGUUAAUGCUGCUAGUAGUGGUGAGCUGUGCUCCUCCUUGUAAUCGUGCUCUUGAAUUUCACCCCCUGUUCGUCUCUUCA